AUGUCCGCCGUCCAUGGACACUGUGAGCCCGCAUUCAACAAAGUGCGGGAUCUAUUGGAACAAAACAUUCUCUCAGAAGAGGAGUUGGGUGCUUCUCUCUGCGUCAACAUUGACGGCCAAGACGUCGUCAACCUAUGGGGCGGUUAUGCCGAUCGAGCACGCUCGAAGCCCUGGAAAGAAGAUACAAUCUCCAUCGUCUGGUCAACGUCCAAAUGCAUCACCAAUCUUGCAGCACUCGUCUUGAUUGAUCGAGGGCUUCUUGACCCAUUCGCCAGUGUAUCGCAGUACUGGCCUGAAUUCGCUACCAACGAGAAGGAGAGUGUCAAGGUCUGGCAUGUUCUCACUCAUUCCGCCGGCCUCCCCGCAUGGCAAAGACCAACGACCAUCGAGGAAGUAUACGAUGUGACCAAGGCGAAUGAGCGCCUCGCUGGAGAUCCACUCUGGUGGACACCAGGUACUGCGACAGGCUAUCAUCCCGUCACGCAGGGACAUAUUAUCAGCGAGCUUGUGCUGCGUGUAACGGGAAAGCGGGCGCGAGAAUUUAUUGCAGAGGAGCUUGCCGGUCCACUCAAGGCCGACUUCCAGCUCGGUGUCCUUGAAAAGGACCGGUCUCGUGUGGCAGAGGUUAUAGCGCCAGCACCAAUGGAUCCCCCACCCGAUUUCGACAUGGACGGGAUUGCAGGGCGCGCCAUUACAACUCCUCUCAUGCAGGCAGAGCUCGCCGAGACCACAGCAUUUCAGGAUGCAGAAAUGGCAUCUGGCAACGGCUUUGGAACUGCCAAGGGCAUCGCUAGGAUACUCUCCGCCAUAUCUUUGGGUGGAACAGUCGAUGGGAAGAAGCUGCUCGGACCUGAAACAGCCAAGUUAGCGGCUACUGAGCAGAUCAGAGGCAAGGAUGUGGUUCUGGCAACAGAUGUCAGAUUCGGAAUGGGCUUUGGGCUUCGUGUAGAAAGUGGAAUGGCUUGGAUCCGCGAAGGUAGUUGCUACUGGGGCGGAUGGGGAGGUUCUCUCGCGAUCAUGAACCCGAAGAACAGAAUAACCAUCUGUUAUGUCCCAUCGCGGAUGCAAAAUCAUGGACCAACGGGGGAUCCUCGGACGGAAUCCUAUGUCAAAGCUAUCUACGAAAGCAUUGGUAUAUGA
Penicillium cataractarum is the source of this 1140-nucleotide messenger RNA. Its product is annotated as serine hydrolase domain-containing protein. Lineage: Eukaryota; Fungi; Ascomycota; Eurotiomycetes; Eurotiales; Aspergillaceae. Bases 1 to 1140 code for a protein of 379 amino acids. The transcript has a single exon. The record is from RefSeq and is a predicted model, not a curated record.